Messenger RNA from Schistocerca gregaria, 378 nucleotides. Its product is annotated as hsp90 co-chaperone Cdc37-like. The record is from RefSeq and is a predicted model, not a curated record. The transcript is spliced from 2 exons. Gene Ontology annotation, biological process: protein stabilization; protein folding. Lineage: Eukaryota; Metazoa; Arthropoda; Insecta; Orthoptera; Acrididae. Gene Ontology annotation, cellular component: cytoplasm. Gene Ontology annotation, molecular function: protein-folding chaperone binding; heat shock protein binding; protein kinase binding. Bases 1 to 378 code for a protein of 125 amino acids.
AUGAACUACAGUAAAUGGAAAGCCAUUGAAAUAUUUGACGUUGAAGAUGAUGCACAUCCUUUUAUCGACAAGUCAUCAUUAUUCCGAUGGAGACAUCAGGCACGAAUAGAACACAUGGAAGAGCAAAGACGAUACAAGGAAGAAUCUGAAAAGUUCAUAAAUAAUUCUGAAAUGCUACGACGGUAUAAUGCCAGCAAACGUUUCCUGACGCGUCAAACAGAACAUGAAAGUGAACAUACAGCAAAUUAUUUGGUUAUUUGGUGCACACAUUUGGAAAUGGAGGAGAAACAUGACCUAAUGAAUCAUGUGUCUCACCUGCGUAUUUGUAUCCAGUACAUAGAGGAACGGCACAAAAAGUCUAUCCUUUUUGCUUCAUAA